Messenger RNA from Neurospora tetraspora, 1595 nucleotides. RefSeq names its product Alpha/Beta hydrolase protein. Gene Ontology annotation, molecular function: lipase activity. The transcript is spliced from 2 exons. NCBI's taxonomy places the organism in Eukaryota, Fungi, Ascomycota, Sordariomycetes, Sordariales, Sordariaceae. Bases 219 to 1454 code for a protein of 411 amino acids. The record is from RefSeq and is a predicted model, not a curated record.
CGCAAUGUUCGCGACCAGGGAGAGCGCCUGACUAAGCAGUGUUACAGCGUCAUGCCACGUCAUGCCAAGCCGCGGUUGUCAUUUUCCGGCACUUUAGUUACCUCGGUACAAUUCAUUGUAAGCGAACGUAACAAAACAUCACCGCUUCUCAACCUCACUUUAUCAACACCACCAAAGCAUGCUUCCAUAGGCACCGCUUGACUAUUUCACCACUCAAAAUGACCGCCGACGAGCCCCCAUCCGACUCCCUCACUCUCUGGGAGAAGCUCUCCCUCACCUGGCUUGUUCCUCUCUUCGCCGCCCGAUGCAUCAAAUGCCUCCUCUUCCAAAGUAAUCCCUCCCUGCACUGGCGACAAAACCUCGCUCUAGCCCACCUCAAAGUCCGCCGCACCACUUACCCCGCCAAGUACCUGCACCUCCAAGCGCGGCGCGUGCUCACGGGGAAAGCCAUCGAGGCUUAUAUCGCCAAACACCCCAACAUCGCGCACACCACCGUUUCCGUUCCCCUGCCACCCUCUUCAGCUUCUGAUAUUGAGAUCAAGAAUGUUCCUGAGCCGGUGCUUCACUUCCUCACCCCUGUGAAUGGGCAGGAUGAUGUCGGGGGUAGUGAGAACAACAAGACAACGCUCCUCUACUUCCACGGCGGCGGCUACGUCAACCCCCUCCGCGCAAUGGGCCACAUGCCCUUCAUCCUCUCCAUGCAUAAAGCCUGCAAGGCAAAGCAAACAAUAAUCCUCGAAUACGCGCUCGCGCCCGAACACCCCUAUCCCGCUCAACUGAUGCAAGCCGUCGCGACCUUGCGCUAUCUCCUCACCGAUAUGUCCCUUUCCCCGUCCGACAUUAUCCUAGGAGGUGAUUCCGCCGGCGGCCAACUCGUCGGUGCUUUGCUAGCUCACCUAGCGAAACCCAGUCCCUACGCCCCUGCAGUGCAACAGUGGAGGGAAGGAGAGGAUGCCUUCAAAGCAGCGGUCUUCAUCUCCCCCUGGGCGUUCAUGCAACGACCGGGUGACCUUUUCGAAGCCGACGAGAAAUGGGAUUACCUCACGCCAAAACAAUGUGGGCGGUAUCAAGACCUUUGGGACGCGAAGGUGGAUGAGGUGUGGGCGAAUUUGUGUGGCUUCUCGGCGGACGACGAUCGAGAUGCUCAAGAUGAAGUUUGGGGCCGGGUAUUCGGGCGAGAUGGAAGGAGGGCGAUGGUGGGGAAGACGUUGGUGACGGUGGGAACGGCGGAGGUGUUGUUGGAUAGUUGUCGGCGGUUUGGGAGGGAGUGUGUGGGGGGUGAGACGGUGGUGGUGGAUCGGGAUACGGACUUGGAGAAGGAGGUGAAGGGGAGGGAGGUGGUGACGGUGGAGUGUGUCGGGGAGGCACAUGUGCAGCCGGCGUUGGAUGCUGCGCUGGGGUAUGAGGAGGGGGUGAUGAUGAGGGUUAUGUUGGCUUGGUUGGGGGGUGUUUAGAGGUCCGUACCUGAACUGGACAUCUCGACGGAGAUUGGAACUGACUUUGAGUCUUUGAUGUGUGGAAAAUGGAUAUAGCAUUUCGUCUAUUAGAUACGUACGUAACGAAAUCUGUAUGAUCUCAAACUCCAUCCUCACUAG